Molecule: messenger RNA, 829 nt
Organism: Penaeus monodon (black tiger shrimp)
Lineage: Eukaryota; Metazoa; Arthropoda; Malacostraca; Decapoda; Penaeidae
Product: cytochrome c oxidase assembly factor 5-like
Exons: 4
Coding region: 113-361 (82 amino acids)
Biological process (GO): mitochondrial respiratory chain complex IV assembly
Cellular component (GO): mitochondrion
Source: RefSeq, a predicted model, not a curated record
GCGUUCGUAUAAGGGAUUCCGACUCAUAACUUAGCAAGUCACGAACGGAGGAAACUUUGGUGAAAAGUCUCGGAUUCGGAAGCUGUAAUUUUGGUGAUUACAGGAACCAAACAUGAAGUACUAUGAAGAAGCUCAGGUGUCUGAUGACAAACGUCCUUGUGCUGGUAUCAGGGAAGAUUUGAAGGCCUGUCUGUUAGCCACAGAUUGUGUUAGGGUGCAUAGGAAGACUCCAAGAGAAUGUCUUCUGUCCAAUGAUCCUUCUGUGCCACAAGAAUGCUUUGCGCUUAGAACUACUUUCUUUGAAUGUAAACGAUCACUGCUGGACACCCGUCAGAGAUUUAGAGGACGUAAAGGCUACUAACAGCCCCAUCACCAUAUGUAUUGAUAUUUCGUUUGUAAAUAGAUAUUUCUUAGUUUUUUAUAUAAGCUUGCAGUUGUUACAAUCCUCAUAACAAAUAUGUGCAAAUGGCAGAUGCUAAUCUAAUUUAAAACAUGAUGGAGAAGGAUAUAUGGUGAAUGAUGCCUGACAAUAUCAUGACUGGUUCUAUUUCAGUAUAUGAUAUAUGAUAUUAACAACAAACAGCUCAGUACUAAGUGAGGAAGUCAUCAUUUAUUUUUUUCUCAAACAAUACUUUGUAAUGAGUAUUAGGGGUUUGAAUAUUAUCUGGUAGUUUAAAGCCUUGAGUGUUAUAUAUGUGAUAUAGUUUUUUUUCCCAACAGAGCUUUAGUGUAUAUUCAAAAUGAGAGAAAAAGGGUAUUUACAUUUAUGUAUUAUGUCUUAAUUUGUGCAUUUAAGUUAUCAAUAAAGAUGUCUUGUAAAUUUGCUAAA